AUGCUCACCGAGAGUGGACGAUUUCUUGUGUUGGCAUCGUGGAGGAGUGUACAACAAGGGGCGGUGUAUACGACGAGGGACAAGGUCGGGUCAUGCCGGCCAUCCCCUAAACAUGGAGCAAGCAAGUCUCGGGCGUCAGUCAGGAGGUGGAGCACGACCCGCCACAAAUCUGGCACAGGCGUCCCUACAACUGCGCAACUGCGCAUUACCAACUUCGUGGAGGCGCAUGUGUUUCACUCUCUUCAGAAGAUGACGCAGACCGAGGAGGCGUGUGGUUCGGCACAGGGCGGUCACACCACACCACACCCUCAACCUGCGGCAGGAAACUGGCUCUUCUUGCACUGGAAGACACAAACUGUCUGCGCCUUUCAUGGAGGGAUUGGACCCUGCCUCUCACCAGCUCUGACCUGGCAACACUCGGCGUCAUCCAGGGAGGGAGGACAGGACAGGACAGCCUUGCUUCAUCUAACCUAACCAAUACAUGUUGCUGCGUCAUCCAGGGAGGGAGGGAGGACAGGACAGACUGCCUUGCUUCAUCUAACCUAACCAAUACAUGUUGCCAAUCACUCUUGUAAUGUUAUUUAUUAUUCCUUCCAUCUAAUGUGAAUAUGCCCACAUGUGUAAUGUUGUUAUUCCUUAUGUUCUGUGAUGGACCCACAUGACUGCUGUUAGUACUAAUAAUAAAUCAUAAUAAGAAAA
Molecule: messenger RNA, 699 nt
Organism: Portunus trituberculatus (swimming crab)
Lineage: Eukaryota; Metazoa; Arthropoda; Malacostraca; Decapoda; Portunidae
Exons: 5
Coding region: 1-474 (157 amino acids)
Source: RefSeq, a predicted model, not a curated record